CCGUCACUCCACAGAUCAUCUUCGCUAAGACGUCCUCCACCAUCAGUUCACCUCCACCACUAGUCACAUCCCAAAAUGCCACCAUUUACGCUUCAGAGUCGUCACAGGAUGACUUCUUGAUAUAAAUCGACUGAAAUCACCCAGCACUCACUAGAAAGUACUCAAAUCCCGACGCAGUCACGACCGAAGAAUCACCGUCCGCAUAUUUCCCAUCCUCAACAACGACAGACCAGAGUCCAUAACCCAACACGAAAUUCGACUCAUCACUACCCACCUCCACUCUCCUACUACGAUCAGAUACAUCCGAUUAUGUUGAUCACGAUAACAGCUGACAAUUCACCGCUCUCGCGUUGAGCAGCUAGCGAGCGAGUGAGCGUUGCUGUGAGCGCUGCUGUGAUGGUUCGGUUUUGAUCUCAAAUCGAACGAUUGCUGCGCCCCCAAGUGACGAACAAUGUGUGAAAAGAUAGUACUGAAUAUGAGUGAAAAACGAGUACCAGCACGGAUUGAAUGUCUUCCUGUCGAAAUCAUUCAGAUAAUUUUUCUGCAUUGCGUUGAGUUUAAUCUCCCCCGCGCUUCGAUCCAUAUCGCCAGGGCUCUUUCGGAUCCGGUAAUAUAUACAUGGCUUAUUCGACUUGCAUUUACUAUUGACAACCACGAGUCUCGCGGCAUCUUGACGCUGGAAUACCUGCCUCCGCCGCUGGACUUUUACGGCCUCUCGAAGCAGGAACGGACAGGCCUGCAGAGCGCUAUUCUCGGAACACGAUGGUGCACGUUACCCUUGGUGCGGAAAUGUCAGGUGGAAUACAUCAAACAUGUCAUUGCGAUCCAAUGUACGCGUCUGAAAUUUUCCUCAGAGGAUAAAAACAAGCUGUCGAAUCUGGAGCAACGGUUCGAGGAGUCAACCCGCAUCAUGGACGCCCAGGAUGCUCCCAGUGAGAACCUAGUCGAGGAUCUUAAGAUCCUCGCAAUGUGUAAAUCCAUCAAUGGUAUUCCGGACACCUACGGCAGCUGUGUGCUUAGUAUCUGGUUCAACUCCGGCCUCGUGGUCCUCAACAGACUCGUUGACGGACUAUCUUUUCCCGUCAGUGAGGAGGAAUACAGAUUCCCAGCAUGUGUAUCCACCAUGCCGCGCAUGCCAGAGAAACUCCUCUGUCCCCCCUGGACACCCGAUAAACUCAGCUUCCUGGCCCUACUAGCGGAAGGAGCGUAUAUCGACGAAGAUGAGAAUUUCGAAUGCUCGAGGCGUAUCCUGCGACAGGUGAUUCGCGACCGGGACUUGGGUACUUUUCAGCGACUGUUGGGGUUGUGCAUUCGACUCAAGUGCUACAAUUAUUCUAGAGACUGGCCAUUGCUGCCGUGUCAUUUUCGCGCUGCGAUUAAAUAUGCGGAUGAGCGGGAUGAUCCGUUUAUUAAGCUCUUGGUCGAGAAGCGUUGGUGCGAUGUCCCGGAAGAUAUACAUUUAAAGGAUGAGUUACUGAGAAGAUAUAACGCGGCUGAGGUUGACAAAUGGAUUCAUAAACAUUGACGUGGUAUCCUAAACAAAACACAUGAAACGCGAGCAAAAUGAAAACGACAUAACCCAUAUCCAUAUCCAUAUCCAUAUACCCAUACCAUCAAUCAUAACUCAUUAUUAUCCAAACUCAUGGCAUCAUUUUAUAUUCUCGACCUCCUCGUCGUCCUCGUCCCUUUGCGUCGACCGCAGUAACCGCACGUCAGACAUGUGAUGAUGAUAUCGCAGAGACUCACGACGCCGUUGACAAUCGCCAUGAUGACGGAGCCGAUGGCGUUAACGAUGCCGCGGAGGCAGGCUCCGAUGGAUUGGAAUACGCCUGCGAUGCAGGAACAGACGGCGCCCAUUUUGGUGAUUUAUGGAGGUUGAUUUGAUUUGAAUUGGUUUGACUUGGAUAUCAGAUGGGGAGAAUUUGAUUG
Messenger RNA from Aspergillus ruber CBS 135680, 1929 nucleotides. RefSeq lists its product as uncharacterized. Lineage: Eukaryota; Fungi; Ascomycota; Eurotiomycetes; Eurotiales; Aspergillaceae. The transcript has 2 exons. The record is from RefSeq and is a predicted model, not a curated record. Bases 452 to 1525 code for a protein of 357 amino acids.